Messenger RNA from Amphiprion ocellaris (clown anemonefish), 396 nucleotides. RefSeq names its product natriuretic peptide C-like 2 (gene nppcl2). The record is from RefSeq and is a predicted model, not a curated record. The transcript is spliced from 2 exons. Gene Ontology annotation, biological process: receptor guanylyl cyclase signaling pathway; cGMP biosynthetic process. NCBI's taxonomy places the organism in Eukaryota, Metazoa, Chordata, Actinopteri, Pomacentridae. Gene Ontology annotation, cellular component: extracellular region. Gene Ontology annotation, molecular function: hormone activity; hormone receptor binding. The coding region runs from base 1 to 396 and encodes 131 amino acids.
AUGGCCGCCUCGUUAUCUUCCUCCUCAUUCGUUCCUCUGCUACUCCUCUUCCUCACCAUCACCGUGGAGAUGAGACCUUCACCCCACCGAGACGACAAACAGGUCAGGUUACACUCUGUGUUUGGCUCUCAUCUCUCAUCUCUAAUCUUGGCUCCGCCCGCAUCUAAUGACACCACAGAAGGAUCGGGUGGACACCCCGCCUCCUUGUCCCCCUCCCACGGUGCUGCGAGGGGAUUGGCUGACGGGAGCCGGGAGGCGGUCCCUCGGUUCUUCCUCGACUUCCUGCGGCGGCAGAACAAGAUGAGGAGGCGGAGCCGCAAGUCGAUGGUGGGGGGGCGGGGCUGCUUCGGGAUGAAGAUGGACCGGAUCGGCUCCAUCAGCGGGCUGGGCUGCUAG